AUGAAUGAAAACGGUAACAACAUUGUAGAAAUUGUAAAAAUAAAAGAAAAGGUGUAUUUAUUGCUACGUAAUAAAGAUUUUCUGAGAAAUCUUGAACAAAGUUGUUUGUGUUAUCAUCAAGAAAUACAAUCAAAUUCUGACUCAACGAAAUUCCUUCAUCAGCCUUUAUUUGUGAAUGUCAAUUUGAGAUACAGCGAAAUUUUGGAAGCUGAAAUUUUGUAUUUAAUAACAAAAGAACCAACACAGUUUGAAGAGAUCUUAACUGAAGUAAUUCACGUUUUGGUUUCAAAAUUUUUUUCUGACUCUGGAAGUACGUUCGUUGUAAAGCUUGAACAAAUACUGUGCAACGUAUCAUUUCUUGACCUUCCAUAUAUUCCAACAUAUAUUUUUGACAUAUCAUCUUGUUAUGUCAAUUGUGCUUUAACAACCCUCCAUUGUAUUAUUUACAGCAUAAAACCAGCUGAACAAUAUAUACGAUAUUCUGUUUGGGAAUGUAAGCAAUGUUUUGGAUCUCCCAACAUUAUUCAGAAAAAUCGUUAUCAUCAGAAUAAUUCCCAGAAUUGUCCUCGUUGCAUGAACAAAUGCACAGAAGUUCUAAUCAAUCGAGUUACUUCCAGAUUCUGUUUUGCUCUUGUUUUUGACGUGAAAUCGUUAAAAAAUCCUAGGAAAACUCAUUCCAUAGAUUUUGCUCUGAACAUUCAACUUUAUGACGAGAAUUGCCAAGAAUUACAACUAGGACAGGAAUACAUUGUAACUGGAGUUUUUGAUCCAAAAGGGAAAUUAUACAACGUCUGGAAUAUUCGUCCAUCAGAUUAAAUUAUUGAUUCAUUUAAUCCUUCAAACAGUCAAUCUUCUCAUACACAAGUUCAGUCACAAGAUUUAUUCUCAAAAGAUAACACCCAAUCAAAUUUCUCGAAUAAUGUUAACUCAAAUUUAUCACUAUCACAAAUAUUUCAAUCAACGCAAUCAGAAAACUCUCCUGAAAUUUCACAAAAUUAUUCACCUCGAAGUUUUCCUAAAUAUGAAGAGCAAGAAUCUUCGUCGAAAAUGAAAAUUAGCAAUAUUCUGACUAACGAAAGCUUUACACAAGAUUCAGAAGUUGAUGACGAUUUGAAUUUCAUUCCAAAAUCCAUUUUGCAAGUUUACGAAUUUUUGAAAAAUAAGCAUUCUGAAUGGACCUUCAUAUCAGUUAUUGUUGGACAGUUGUGUCAGGAGACGUUUCCAUUCGGUACUUACAACAAUCUUAAACUGAGUCUUCUUCUGAGUAUAGCAGCGAGUGGUGGCGAUUUCUCUUCUCUUAUUCCUAUUGUCGCAAUAGGCAAAGAAACAUCCCAUGCAAACAUUUUGAUGACAUGUCUUGGACGCUUCACAGGUCGAUUCAUUUCUGCUAUAAAUUUCGAAAAUACUGUCAAGAAAAAUGGAACUGUUGAGGCAGGUCCACUUCUAUUAGCAAGAGGUGGAGUACUUAAAGUUGGUGAUUGGUCGGGAAUAUCAGGAAAGAACAUUUUAAAAUUGAUGCGCGAAAUCGAAACUGGAACUGUAACGAUAGAGCAAAAUCAACAAUCGUUUCCUUUGAAUUCUACAGUUUGGUGUUAUUGGAGUUGCUCUACAGAAAUCUCAAAAGAUAUAACGACAAUCAAACAGUUCAUGAAUGUGUUUGGUGUCCCCAUCCUAAUUGAUGAUCACAUAAACGAGACAGAAAUAAUCGAUGAUUUGUUAGAAUCAGCAACCAAAAUUGAUGAAAACUUUUCGAUAUCUGAGAAUGAUAUGCGAGAAUAUUUAAGUUAUGCUGCUAAAGUCGAAGUCACUAUGGAACCACAAGCCGAAAAAAUAUUGAAAGAUUAUUUUCAAGCAACAAGAAUUAUUCGGCCAAACGCUUUAACACCUAAAGCUUUUGAAAUAUUGAAGAAAAUGACAGAGUCUUAUGCGAAACUUUGCCUUCGUAAGUUCACUUCACCUGUCGAUGCUCUAGCUGCAAUAAGUAUUAGCGAGAAAUAUAUUAAAGUUCUUUUUGAGAAAGAUUCUUAUUCAUCACCUGACGAAGAGAAAAUCACAUCAAUCGAUGAUUUCGAUAAAUACCAGCACAGACUUCACACUUGGUUAUCUACUUUCACUGAGGAUAUUCUGAAUAAAUAAAUUAAAUGCUAGAAUUAAUUUUAAUAUUUCUAUAACAAUAAAAUGUCAAUUAAAUUUAGAAUUGAUAAACGAUAUGAGUUACCUAAAUGUAUAAAAUAAAAAAUAUAAAAGC
This is a messenger RNA of Clunio marinus, 2248 nucleotides long. Lineage: Eukaryota; Metazoa; Arthropoda; Insecta; Diptera; Chironomidae. The record is from the annotation of a GenBank genome assembly.